CAGCGGUUUUUGGGAUGCAUUUAGCUUUUAUUGCCACAUAUUUGGUAAGCCCUUCAUAAAGGCGUGAUCACUUGCUUUUCCAACUGAAGAAUAUUUAACCUGCAGUGACAACGAGCAACAGCAAUAAGUGGGCGCAGAAAUGUCAUCUUCCAUCUAUGGCGAUAUCACAAAGAUUGAAACAACUGGUGCUUCCGAAAUAACAGCAAAACAGGACAAACUAACUGAAAAAGGUGUUGACACCUCUCACAAGAUGAUGGCGACUGACUUGGAGAGAGUGAACAAGUACAAGGCUUUGAUAAAUAAAGUUGCCACGGCUAACGAGGUUGAUCCAGCCAUAAUUGGUGCUAUCAUAUCCCGUGAAUCACGUGGUGGGAACGUCUUGAUAAAUGGCUGGGAUAAGCAUGGAAAUGGCUUUGGCCUCAUGCAGGUUGACAGAAGGUAUCAUGAUGUUGUUGGAGCGUGGGACAGUGAGGAGCAUCUAUCACAGGGCACGCAGAUACUGACGGGCAUGAUCAAAGGCAUUGCAAAAACAUUUCGUGAAUGGUCCAAAGAACAGCAGCUGAAAGGUGGGAUUUCAGCAUACAACGCUGGAACAAAAAAUGUCCAAACCUAUAGCAGAAUGGAUAUUGGGACCACAGGAGAUGAUUAUGCUAAUGAUGUAGUUGCAAGAGCCCAAUGGCUUAAGGAGCAUGGAUAUUAAUUGUCCUUCGAUCUUCCUAUCAUUGACACCAAUCCUUCAAACUUUGUAGGCUAGAAAAUGUCAGAAUCCUGUCGAAGCUUUUUAUCUCCCAUAUAAUAUUGGCAAAUAAAAUCAACUGAAUCUGCAUCACAAA
Carcharodon carcharias (great white shark) is the source of this 833-nucleotide messenger RNA. It is a transcript of the gene lygl1, whose product is annotated as lysozyme g-like 1. Bases 140 to 700 code for a protein of 186 amino acids. Gene Ontology annotation, biological process: peptidoglycan catabolic process; defense response to Gram-positive bacterium. The transcript has 5 exons. Gene Ontology annotation, cellular component: extracellular region. The record is from RefSeq and is a predicted model, not a curated record. Lineage: Eukaryota; Metazoa; Chordata; Chondrichthyes; Lamniformes; Lamnidae. Gene Ontology annotation, molecular function: lysozyme activity.